AUGGGUAGCACCGGUUCAAGGCAUGAUCAUUAUGCUGCAGAAAAUUUUCACCGUAAGCGUUUGGAAAAAACGCGAUCAUUAUCAGUAGCUGAUCAGCAUAACACAAACAUUGGAUUUUAUCCGCCUCCAAUAUUACAUAAUUUGUAUCCAGAGUUGGAAAAUAAUCCAGCGAUUAUUAAGCAGUUAGGGAAAUCGACAAACGUUGUUCGUGGACAUCGGGCUGAUACAUAUUUAGGCGAUAUGAUACUUGGGAAAUCAUCGGUGCAUCCGGUGCAUGUUCAUUUAUCGGCAAAAGCAUCUUCGUCGUCAACCAGUUCUUCUGGUUGUGAAUCAUCAACAUCGGAAGAAAAUUUUGAAAACCUUCAUGAAACGUCAGCUGGAAAACCGCCUCGGUCCAGACUUUACACUCCAAGGUUAAAAAAAUUUUCCUCUUAUGAGCUUCGACAAACACGUCUUUCUGUGGAUUCUGGUACUGGGCUGGAUGACGAUGAGCCACAGGUUUUACCAGAUUUACAUAGCAGCGCUCAUGAUUUGCGGGUAGAUAGCUGUAAAGAAGAUAAUUUGAAUGCAGAGGCUGAUAUCGACAAUAUACCAAAUGUCGAUGAAUCUGUAAAUUGUAAUAAGCAAUCGAGAGAUGAAAAAUUAUCAAAAAAAGCAGAAUUAUGCGGUCAUCUUUCUAUUGGUGCUACUGAAGCCAAGAAAAAGAGGAAGAAAAGAGCAAGAUCGUUGGGAAAAUCGCUGAGAAAUCUUAGAAUGAGAGCAUUUUCGCUGCAGUCAAUUUCGUUUGAUGAAAGUAAAAGAAAACGUAAGUUUUAA
Enterobius vermicularis (human pinworm) is the source of this 816-nucleotide messenger RNA. NCBI's taxonomy places the organism in Eukaryota, Metazoa, Nematoda, Chromadorea, Rhabditida, Oxyuridae. The record is from the annotation of a GenBank genome assembly.